AUGGCAGCUACAAGUUUAGAUGGACAAAAUGGGAUUGUUACUCUAGCCAUAAAGGUGGUGAGGAAUGAAUGUGGUGAAAACUGGCACUUAUUUAUGAAAGAGCUGAAGCCUCUUAUUGAAGACCAUCCAGCUGGGAAGAUAACCUUUAUCUCAGACAGACAAAAAGGUCUCCAAGAGUCAUUGGAUGAGGUUUUCAAAGAACAUUUCAAAAGAUACUGCCUUCGUCAUAUGUUCAAGAACUUUAAGACUCACUUCAAAGGAUCAAAGUUGCACUACCUUGUAUACAAUGCUGCAAAAUGCUACAAGGAGAGACACUGGAAGGCCAAUAUGGAUGAUCUGAUCAAGUUGUCACCAGCUGCUGCAGCUUACAUGAUGAAAGAAAAACCAGAACAAUGGUCUAGGGAUUUCUUUGACCCAUCUGCAUGUUGUGAGCACCUUAACAACAAUUUCUCAGAGUCCUUUAACAACUUGGCUAAACCCAUGAGAGACAAGCCUAUUUGUACCCUUGGAAUGAUGUAUGGCCAGCUAGUUAUGGGUACUAUGUAUAAAAGAAGAAAUGUGAGUGCAAAUUGGGAAGAUGGUAAGUUGGUGCCAACUGCUCAAGACUUGAUUGAUGACAUGCAGAAAUGUUGUGGAGCAUUCAGGGUUAAUGAAGCUAUUAUUGAUAAGUUAUAUGAAGUGAAUACAAAUACCAAUGCUAUAUUUCAAGUUGAUGUGGUUGAGAAGACUUGUUCCUGUUUUCAAUGGCAACUUAGAGGCUUUGUAUGUCAACAUGCAGUGUGUGUGCUCAUGGACAUGAGAAUCAAUUGGGAAGAUUAUUGCAGCAAGUACUAUCAUGUGGAAUCUUACAAGGCAAUUUAUGCACCUGAGAUGGGGUUAUUAAUUGGAAGAGAAGAGUGGCCUGAGCCGUUGGUAGAAAUCAACCCACACAUAGAUAUGAGGAAACCAGGGAGGCCUUUCAAGAAAAGGAAGAGAGCACAUGAUGAACCUCACAGUGAGAAGGUGGUCAGAACUUGUAAGAUAUGCAAGAUGCCUGGUCACAACAGGAGGACAUGUGCUGGUGCACCAGUUGGAUCCAAUCCAAAAACAAAAAGAUAG
Papaver somniferum (opium poppy) is the source of this 1098-nucleotide messenger RNA. RefSeq lists its product as uncharacterized. Bases 1 to 1098 code for a protein of 365 amino acids. Gene Ontology annotation, molecular function: zinc ion binding. The record is from RefSeq and is a predicted model, not a curated record. NCBI's taxonomy places the organism in Eukaryota, Viridiplantae, Streptophyta, Magnoliopsida, Ranunculales, Papaveraceae. The transcript is spliced from 5 exons.